Messenger RNA from Microdochium trichocladiopsis, 952 nucleotides. RefSeq lists its product as uncharacterized. The transcript has 2 exons. NCBI's taxonomy places the organism in Eukaryota, Fungi, Ascomycota, Sordariomycetes, Xylariales, Microdochiaceae. The coding region runs from base 23 to 835 and encodes 270 amino acids. The record is from RefSeq and is a predicted model, not a curated record.
GCGCCGAUGCGAAGAAGAUGCAAUGGCUUUGGGUACAGCUUCGAUGGCGGAUGACGGCAAACUCCGACUUCAACACAUAAAUAGGUCACGGAAGCCCCCGAAACCCGGCAUCGAGAGCAACGACCCCUCUCUAUCUUGCCAGGAGCAGCGCAUUGUUCCGAACAGCCACGACGCCGCCCGCCACAAUGGCUCCAUCGGCACACUUGCGGACCAUGACAACGCUUGCCCAUCUUGCCGCCAUGGCCGCGGCAGUGGGCGAGUUCCAUGUCCCAAGCUUCUACGCCUUCUCACCCAGUGGGCGGCCGGGCAACAGCGGGUAUUGCCGCAUGAAUUUCACCAUCAUCGACACCCAGACGGCCGACGAGACCGAGUGCCACCCGUUCUUCACCUGCUACGAGGUGAACGACCAGCCCUUUGUGGCCUUCCCCGAUGCCACGGCCCCCGUGGUGUGCGACGACGACGCCUUCAAGGUGUACCUGGAGGAAUACACCAGCAUUGGCAGCUUCCGCCUGCAUGUCGAGCACUGUGCCGCCGGCGCGGCAGCACCGAACGAGGGCGUGAGCGACGUCAUCAGCUACGACAACUACUCGCGGGCCGACGGGUACGUCUUCAUCUGCGGCGCGAGUGGCGUGUGCGAGUCCAGAUUCGACAAUCCGGCCGUGCCCAUUGUCGUGCCAUUCAUUAUCUAGUCGAGACGGCUUGGAACAUACAAAAUUUGGUGGACCAGCAUUGGCAGCAAUGGAAAGGGCUAGGGAACGCGCUUCUGCCAGCAUCGGCGAGCCCGUUUGACCACAUUUUGCUCGACACUGUCCAGGACUGCUCCGUUAGUUACUGAAGUCUCGUGUGAGUUGUGCUGUGUCGUGGCGCUCACUAGCUGGCUGGCCGCAAGAGCAAGCAACAGCUGUUGCAUAUGGGCAACGAGGGAGUGCCCCGCGACUUGGUAGUAAUACUG